UGUCAGUGAUCUCUCAUCACUAGCUUGAUGUAUAUAUAUAUAAAUGUGUGAAUAAUUCUAUUAAACGAAAUAUUUUAAUGAUUUGGAUUAAAAUUUAUUUAAAAUUUAAUGAAUAGAAGUGGUAAAAUAACUGUGCCCACGACCGUUUCAUAUAAUGGGUAGCAUCGAGAGAGCUUGCAUAUCUGGAUUUCUUUGUCGUCUUUGCUCUGAAAUGCACAGAAUAGUAAUACAUAUUUAUGGCGACCAGGGUAGGAAGUUAUGUUUAGUAGAGAAGAUUAACGGAUAUCUUCCCAUUACUAUUUCUCCGACGGAUCCCUUACCUAAAACUAUUUGCGAGACUUGUUUAAGAAGAGUGGAACAACAUUAUGACUUGUUGAUGCGAUUAACACGAAUAAAAGAAGGCAGCUUUCCUAAAAUCAAAAAGACGCAGCAAGCACUAUGCACAAUUGGUGACGUUUCAAGUACGGAUGUGUCUGAUGAUGAACAUUUUGACCAUAAUAGCACUCAGGAAGGGCGGAACUCUUUAAGUGACCCAAUUGCACAACAAAUAGUAACAGGUGUUGCAUCGCAAUCCCCAUUGACUGGUGCAACACAAGCAACUAUUGAGUAUAAUAACCUAUCCUAGAAAUAAAUAGCCUAUGGAAUUAAUUAGUAAUUUAAAAGUACGAUAUAAUUAUAACAGUGUGCGAGCAAAAUUAUGAAUUAUGUAGACAGCGGAUUUUUUGAGCCGCAUGCAUUUAAACUAGUAUAAGAUCUUUAAUCCUUGGUUUCUUGUGUAUACAUAUUCGACUUUAUUUUAAAUAUUAAAAUAUAAAUAAAAUGAAUAUAGAAAAAGUU
Zeugodacus cucurbitae (melon fly) is the source of this 837-nucleotide messenger RNA. RefSeq lists its product as uncharacterized. Gene Ontology annotation, cellular component: nucleus. The transcript has 3 exons. Lineage: Eukaryota; Metazoa; Arthropoda; Insecta; Diptera; Tephritidae. Gene Ontology annotation, molecular function: zinc ion binding. The record is from RefSeq and is a predicted model, not a curated record. Bases 155 to 625 code for a protein of 156 amino acids.